Messenger RNA from Drosophila gunungcola (fruit fly), 3581 nucleotides. RefSeq names its product probable serine/threonine-protein kinase yakA (gene bbx). Gene Ontology annotation, molecular function: DNA-binding transcription factor activity, RNA polymerase II-specific; RNA polymerase II transcription regulatory region sequence-specific DNA binding. Bases 1 to 2658 code for a protein of 885 amino acids. Gene Ontology annotation, biological process: regulation of transcription by RNA polymerase II. The transcript has 3 exons. NCBI's taxonomy places the organism in Eukaryota, Metazoa, Arthropoda, Insecta, Diptera, Drosophilidae. Gene Ontology annotation, cellular component: nucleus. The record is from RefSeq and is a predicted model, not a curated record.
AUGAUCAACGGCUUCAGCGUUGGCGGGGGUCAACAGGUGACGCCAGCAGGUGCUGCAAUAAAAUUGCACUUUGCCUACAACAACAACACUAGCAACAUCAGCGGCAGCAGCAGCAGCAGUAGCAGCAGCAAUAACAACAACAACUACAGUGGCCUUAAAACAGCGGAGCAAAAAAUGAGCAACAACAACAACACUGGCGAAGUGCUGAAAAUAUAUGAGAGAAUGCGGAACACAAGUGGAGCAAGUGCAGCAGCAAGUGGCAGCCAAGGAUCAGGCAGCUUUAUGGAACUUUCUACUGCACCAGGAGCUGAUGCAGGAUCAGAAACUCUUCGGGCAGUUGGUUUCAUCCAAGGAUCAACCAUUUUCAGCAAAUCUGCAUCUAUCAGAGCACUUUCUCCCAAACUGGGAGGAGGAGGAGCAAGGCCAUCUGGAGUUAUCCAAGAAUCAGGCGUUUCUACGACUUCCAGAGGGAUUUCUACCGGAUCCGGAACUGUCCUAGAAUCAGCUACACCAAGGGCAAUUGGCAUUAGUCAAGAAUCUGGCAGUUUUAUGGACUACCAAACAGUAGCUCCCAGAUCAGCAAUCAGUUAUUCAAGAGCAGUUUGCAAAGCUGUACCAUUAAUGGGUGUUCGCAAACGAUCGGGAACUUCAACCCUUGGGACUGGAACAGGUGCUCCAAGUUGUAUUGCGGCGGUAAAGGGAGUUUCCCAAAUAGGAGCAAGCGGUCUUCGCUGGCUGCCCAUGCCCGUGCACAACGAGAAGUCGUCAAAUGCAGGAGGAGCCGAAACUAAAGUCGUAGACAGAGCAACAGAAAACUCUGGAUCACCCGUAGAAGCUGCAAAAAGUGCCUUAGCUAACUCUCAGCCGCAGCGCACGGAGGACCAAGAAAAUGCCUUUCGACGCAUCGAGGAUGUGCACAACUAUGCCAAGCUGCAGGACUACAGCAGCGACACCGACGACGAGGAAGACGAGGAGGAGGAAGAGCUCGACGAAGAGGAGGAAGAUGAGGAGGUGAUCCAGGUGCAGUUGCCAGUGCAACAAGAGAUCACACGCAUUCGUCGCGAAGCCGCCGAAGAGCAUGUGGACGUGGAUGUGGUCACUGUGCCGCAGCCGGAGCACGAUCAGGAUCGCCAUCAGGUGCAUCAGCAGCAGCAGCAGCAGCAGCAGGAUCAGCCAGCGGAUAACAUCCGGCCAGAGCACCAUGCCCGACGCCCCAUGAAUGCGUUCCUAAUCUUCUGCAAGCGACACCGCGGCAUUGUCAAAGAGCGCUACAAGACCCUGGAGAACCGUGCCAUUACCAAGAUACUGGGCGACUGGUGGGCUGCACUUGACGAGCAGGAGAAGCACUGCUUUACGGAUCUGGCGCAGCAGAACAAAGACGCCUUUUUCAACGCCAAUCCCAACUUUAAGUGGUACAAACUGCCGGCUCCGCCGCUGCGCACGCUGGCCACCCGUCCCAGCAAUACGGCUGCUGGUUUGUUCAUCCCCAGCGAGGAUCAGCAGCAGCAGCAACAGCAGCAGCAGCAGUUGCCAACUCCACUGCAACUGCAGUGGGCAGAGCGAGGCGAGAUACCGCGGGCUCUGCUGCGCCGCAACUAUUUUAAGCUGGCGGACGAAACGCAGAUGGGCGAUCUGAGCUCGCUUCUGCAAGUCCAUGUACAGGAGAAGGACUACGCCCUACAGCAGGUGCUUAGCGAGACCAGCCAGUUUCUAUCUGCCCACAUGCCCGGAGGCAAUCCGAAUGGAAAUGGCAGUAAGCGCUCCUUGCCGGACAGCAACUCUAGCAACUCCAGCGAGGAGGAGGCGGCUAACGGUGGAUCAACCAGCAAGAAGGCGAAAUCGUCGCGUUCCUGCAAGGGCAAGAUCUACCAGGAGCUGGUCAACUCCGGCCAAUUGACGGCUAUAGCUAAGAAGAGCAAGGCUCGUUCACCACCGGCGGGAAAUAUGGGUGGAAACUUCGUGGACAUUCCCUUAGAUGCGGGACCAAACACGCCGCCCGUUUCACCACCGGAACGCCAAGGCAGCAGCCCCGAUUCCAUGCAAAAGCAUCUGAGGACCGUUUCCGAGUCGAGCAGCAGUGGUUUUUUUGAUCUCGAGGAGAAGAUCAAGGAGCUGCCGGCCCUCAGCUUGGAUGCUUAUCUGCAGCGUAAGCGCAGCACCAAAAAGAAGAAGAAGUUUAGCGGCAGCAAGAAACAGAGGAAUUUAAGCAGCGCCAGUGGCGGCUCAGUGGCUUCUACUGCCGGAGCAGUAGUUGCUACAGACAAAGGAGCAGCCACUGCAGCCAGCGAGCACUUGGUAAGGAUUAAGCAGCAGCAGCAGCAACAGCAGCAACAACUGCAGGUCGUAGGCAGCCAGCGACGCAAGGCGCGCAAGGAGAGUAUUACGCGGCGCGAUGUUAGCGCAAUCGAGCAGGAAGUGGCCUCCAUUCUGCCGCUGACCAUCAACGGUAGCUACUACUUCAAUCAGAGUGGUGCACCCAAAGCGAUGAACGCAUCCGUCAUCUCGUCAUCGGCCUCGCCACCGCUAUCCUCGAACUCCUCGUCGUCGUCCUCGUCGCUCUCCUCGCAGGCGGCCUUCGACGUGACCUCCUCUACCUCAGAUCUACUCAUUCUGGCCGAAGUGGCCGCCAACCGCACUGAGCUGACCAAGUCCAACUAGCGCCAGCAGCACCACUGGCUGUCCAGCAUUACCACCAAAUAGUUAGCCCAAAUUCGAUUUCAUCGCAAACUGCAAGAUUUUCGUAAUGUGAUAAGGAUAUAUUUAACACAAAUUUACUUUCUUUAAAUUUUUGUUGAAUUGAUCCAAAUAUUCUCUUUUUUUUUCAACCCCAAAAAAUGGCAUAACAGCUUUUAAAAAAGAAGAAGUGCAUGCCUUAAAGGUAAAUCAUAUCAGCAUCUACAGCAGGGUAAAGGGAAUGCCAUUGAAAUGUUUAAAAUAUUUUAUGUUUUAGCCUCUUUAAAAUGCAUUGUUAUAUCAUUUUUUUGUUUUUAAGUCGUCAUCACUUUAAGAAAAACUAACGACAGAAUAUUCCCUUACAAAAGAGAAAAUGUCAAUUGAAAACUUAAAAAUUAUAAUGUAUACGCCAAGUUAUUGUCAUUAUGAUAGUCUUGCAGUUAAGAUAAGCACCCUUCUUCGAUUCUUACAAUGCUUUAAGCUAUUUGCUGGUGGUGCCACACGGAGAUGAAAAAACAGACAUUCGUUGAUCUACAAUUUAGUCAAUAAUAUUAUGUAAAAACAAGAAAGCGAGCCAGCAAAAGGGAAGAUGAGAAGAGAAGAGAGUCGGGACGGCAGCGAAUUAUGUAUUUUUUUGUUAUUAUGACGGCUGGAGAAAAUCCGCGUCAGUUUCACACGCAUAUAUAUCUAUAUAUUUUGUAUUUAGAUAACUUGUUCUGUUUUUUUCUUGUUAAGUUUCUCCUUUUAUCGGGCCGCGUUCGAUAAACAGCAAAAUUAGCAAAACCAACAGCCGAACGCUCAUUAAAUGUUAAUUAUUAUUAUUUCUUAUAUAUAGUCGUAAUUUAUUGCUAUAUUUGUCAAAACGCAAACAAUUUGCAAACAAAAAUAUAUUCAUUUUAAAGUGGAAA